Lobosporangium transversale is the source of this 342-nucleotide messenger RNA. RefSeq lists its product as hypothetical. Gene Ontology annotation, biological process: lysosome localization. Bases 1 to 342 code for a protein of 113 amino acids. Lineage: Eukaryota; Fungi; Mortierellomycota; Mortierellomycetes; Mortierellales; Mortierellaceae. The transcript is spliced from 3 exons. The record is from RefSeq and is a predicted model, not a curated record. Gene Ontology annotation, cellular component: BORC complex.
AUGACGAUUGGCAAUUCAAUACCCAUCGAUGUGUCUCUACUUGAGGACAUGGAACAGUCUGCACUACAGCUCUCCUCACAGCUUGAAGCACUUCUCUCAGGCAUUCAGGCGAACCUCCAACGGGCUGCGGCUGCAACAUUAGGAUCUGUCAAAGUGUAUGAAUCGACACUAGUGGACGGUGUCUGUGAACAGGUCAAAGCCUGCGUAGAACAGACAACAGAUCUCAUUAGUCGAUGUGACGAAAUGGAUAAGGACAUGGCUUCUGUAGUAGCAGUUGCUGCACAAGUUCGAGCGAUUAAACAAGCGGUCGAUAUCCUUGGAUCAUCUCUUAAUAAAAAAUAA